AAAGGCGCGAAUGACUUGUACUGAACACUAAUGGCUCUGGACAAGUCCACGUUCGAAACCCUCGUCCCGUCGCGCUUCGUCACCUUCACAUUCCCCAAUCCUUCUUCUCUCUCCGCCUCCGGCGACCGCCGCCUUCUCCGAGUCGCCGUCCUCGACUCUCCCAUCCAACCAACCCCCUCGCCCCGAGUCGCCGCCAUGCUCGUCCCCUCCCAUCGCGAGCACGACUGGAUCUUCUCCACCGAACCCGGCCACCUCCAGCUCCUCCUCAGCUCGCCCGGCCUCUCUCGCCUCAUCCUCAUUGGCGAGCAGCCGGCCGAUGGACGCGGUUCGGCGCUCGGUUUCCGCCGUCAGAUGGAAUGUGAGCGAUCGCGGAGGGAGGGUCUCGAAGAGAGCUUGAAGCCUCUGGUUUUGGCUCUGUCUCCGAGGAUUUGCUUUGAAAUCGGAGUUCCGGAGGUAACAUUCUUAAGUUAUGAAGAUAAUUUGGUUGCUAGUGUGACGCUUGAAGUGUGCAUUGGUGAGUUUGUUGGCGAAAUGUUAGUUGAAGAUGUGGAGAUAGAGAGGGGCAGUGGCUGCGGAGAGAGAGAGUUUAGAAGAAGAUUGAGGUUCAAAAGAAUGCCGAAUUUGGUUCAGACUCAAGUUCGUAUUGUACCGCGAGAGAAUCAUGGUGAGACAGAGGGAGGUUUCAGAAUCGAGGAAAUGCAAUACAGAAUUGAUGCUAGAGUUUUGGUACAUCCAUAUUUGGCUCCCAUGGUGGCGAGCUUAUCACUGAUUGGUUUUCACAUUGAUGAGCGGAUUCGGAAGGGGUUGAGGCCGAAAGCAUUUUGUGCUGGUGUCGGUGGUGGUGCUUUGCUUGCUUUCUUAAGUGGUCAAUUGGGUUUUGAGGUCCUGGGUGUAGAUGUAGAUGAGAUGGUCUUGAGGGUUGCGAAACAGUAUUUUGGGCUUGAAGAUGGUGACUUUUUGCGUGUUGUAGUUGGGGAUGCAAUUGAAUGGAUAGAAAGAGUUGCAAGCUGGAAAACCGAGGGCACUUUGGUUGCCGGGUACAGUCGUGAUUUGAGUGUUGCUGAUGGUAUGGAUGGUAAAUUUGAUGUAAUUAUGGUGGAUUUGGACUCAAGUGAUGCUAGUACUGGUUUGGUAGCUCCACCAUUAGAGUUUGUGAGGAAGCCCGUUCUGCUAGCUGCCAGAUCACUCCUUUGCGAGUUUGGAAUUCUUGUAAUUAAUGUGAUUCCUCCCGAUAGGUUUUAUUAUGGGACAAUGAUUAACGAAGUGAGGGAUGUCUUUCAUGAUCUGUAUGAAAUUGAUGUGGGGAAUGGGGAAAAUUUUGUGCUUAUUGCCACAGUGGCAUCUAUUAGAGAUUGUUCUGCGUAUGAUGUUUCGUUUAUCAUGAAGCUGAACUCAAUACUUUCUGGUGCUUACAUGGACUCUAUUAGGAAAAUCUGAAGUCCUAGGGAAGUGCAAGUUUACUCUAAACAUAGUCAGAGAAAAGAUGGCUGUACCUUUUGCACACAGUAAGAGCUUAAUAGUUUUUCUCAACAAAUAAUGGCCUUGGCUAUCUUCCUUCAACCCUCGUUUCCUGGGAGCCGGGCGUUUUCGCAUUAUUUUAGCAGUGCUAGUUCUGAGGGUUGAUGAGUUCGUUGGUGCAGGAGUGUGAUUUUCGAUAUACCCUGAACCGACCAUGACAUGACUCGGAGAGGCCACUGUGGUUUCAAGAUGGAGACUAAUUAAUACUAUGGUGGUUGUCUUUAGACUACUGAUGUUGUUAUUGCACAAAAACCUUUGGGAAGGAAUUGUUCCAUCACUGCAGAUAACCAGUAAGUGGGAGCUAUCAUUUGGUUAGGAAUGCUGAAUCCGUAGAAUGUAUAGUGCCAUUUGGUUGUGGAGAGAUGAGUGGCUAGUGUCAAGCACACUUAAAGGGAGGUCAGCCAAUGCAAAUUAACAGAUGGUAUUCCCUACGGGGUAAUGUCGAGCCCCCAUUUGGAAAAGCAAAAGCACUGUUCGGGGUUUGAACUUCACUUGGCAAUCUACUUGAGA
Molecule: messenger RNA, 2028 nt
Organism: Rhodamnia argentea
Lineage: Eukaryota; Viridiplantae; Streptophyta; Magnoliopsida; Myrtales; Myrtaceae
Product: eEF1A lysine and N-terminal methyltransferase
Exons: 2
Coding region: 31-1437 (468 amino acids)
Source: RefSeq, a predicted model, not a curated record